UGCCUUGCAGAGAAGAGCCGUGGGGAAGUCACUGUUUCCAUAGUAAAUUUGAAGUAAUACCAACUUGAUUAUUAAAUGGCGUUAUCGCAAUGCUUAGAGGAUUCUCCUGGCUGGAAACCACUUUCAAAAGGAGAACGAGAUGGACAUUUAGAAGAACUUUAUAAUGAGAGACAUCGACUUGCUCUAGAGGAACUGCUAUCGGGUGGAGUUAACUCUUACUUGGGAUUUCUGAAGAAAGAAAAAAUACCCAACUUUCUGUCCGAUGAAGAAAUCAGACGUAUAUCACGUUCUACUGUAGUUCCCAAAGCCUUUUCGCUUGCUGGAGACGAUGCACCUUUUGAACAGUCCGUCAGUACUUCAAUGGACUGUUCAUCUGUCACAUAUUUCCCAGAUGUUUCCGACGUGGAGCCCCCUGUUCUGGAGCUUGGUUGGCCUGCUUUCACGACAGGGUCAUUUCGUGGAGUAACCCGGGCAGUGGCCCACUUUCAGCCGAGCUACGGGGAGUGCAUCUACAGCUGCAAGGAAGCAGCGAGAAAAAUGAUCAAGGGAGCAAAAGAGUUGAUCGCCAUAGUGACAGACUCCUUGACAGACCUGGACAUCUUCCGGGACCUGCAGGAGGCCUGUACCCGACGCAGGGUUCCUGUGUACAUCCUGCUGGACCAAGUGUCUGUUCCCUCCUUCCUGCAGAUGUGCAGCAACCUGAAUGUGCGUCUUGAGGAGCUACGGCUGAUGCGGAUUCGGACCAUUACUGGAUGUACAUAUUACAUGAGGUCGGGAGCAAGGAUCACAGGGAAGGUUCAUGAGCGCUUCAUGCUAAUCGAUGGGCACAAAGUAGCUACAGGCUCUUAUCGGUUCAACUGGACAGAUGGGAAGCUCAACAGCAGCAAUCUGAUCGAACUGACCGGACAAAUAACAGAGAAAUUUGACGAGGAGUUUCGCAUACUGUAUGCCCAGUCUCUGCCCCUAAAUGCCAGGGAGUGUCCUCCGAGUGCCCGUGGCAGCGGCAUAUACGACCACCUGCUCUUUAAGCUGCCCUCCACCCCACCGUCCCAGGUCCCCAAGGCGGUCAUGCCCGACCAGGUGUGCAUGACCAGCACGCCCAAUCGGGCCCAGAUGAUGGAGGCCCUCCAGUCAGCUCCAAGGGUUGGAGAGAAGAGCCGCAGGAGCAGCCACACCUCCAACGCCUCCACCCUCGGGGGGGACUGGAUGGAGCAAGACCUGUUGCAGGAGGAACCACUGUUUGGGGGUCCUGCUUCCGCCCCUGCCCUUGCUCCUCCUGCACCUGCUCAACCUUUGCCUGGGGCGGAUGGCUGCCCAGUUCCAGCAUUUGUAGCUGCCCCCACCUCCGCCUGCCACACCUCCACACAGACGGGCAGCCAGAAUGUGGACAAGGGCGUGCAGACUGACCAAGGCACUAGGCGUCCAUUGCCUGGCUUCCCCCAGCAGGCCUCCACCUCCUCUACCCUGACCAACUGUGAGACCUCCUUCUCCGCUUCCUCUGAUUGUAGCUCCACCCACCCGGACGUCAAAUUGGGUCUCCGUCCUCCAAUCAGACGUGGCCCUGCCCCUCAGAAUUGCAACCUGAAGGAGAGCUUUUGGAAGCUGUCCAAAGAGCGACAAGGCCACUACGCAUCCAUCCGCUCCAAGCUGGACAACAUGGUGGCCAUGCUGUCCCAUCGGCGGGAGCUGGUGGACCUCACCAACCUGGCCCUGAGUCCUGCCCUACGGAGACGCAAUGCCCACCAGCAGUCCAGACGGGCAGCGGGGGUUAUGAUGGAGACCACCUUCAUGGGGACCUGGCCUCGGUCAAGGGGUUUACAGUGAAAAACAAGGCCAGGGGAAAUUGGCGAACAUGAAGAGGUGUGCUGAUUUGCAAUCAAACCAAUGAAUGUUAGUAAAUAAAGAUACACUCGACAAUACUACUAUGCAUAUGCAUAAUAACCCAGUUAUAGGACGUUUCUGAAAAGUUAUAGGGCACAGAGAUCAAAAACCUAUACGGUCUAAAUUGAAAGGUUGUGCUGAAAAAGAGAGCUGCUCUCUGUCAUCUUCCUUGUUUAUCUACAGCUUGUUCUGUAUAAUAUAUUGUGGGUAAAAGGGAACUGUUCUUGAGUGGGAAAAUGUUAUGUAAAAUAUGCCAUGUGUUACUGAUAUAAAACUAAAUCUACAUAAAUC
This is a messenger RNA of Alosa alosa (allis shad), 2172 nucleotides long. RefSeq names its product family with sequence similarity 83 member D (gene sack1d). NCBI's taxonomy places the organism in Eukaryota, Metazoa, Chordata, Actinopteri, Clupeiformes, Clupeidae. The coding region runs from base 76 to 1824 and encodes 582 amino acids. Gene Ontology annotation, cellular component: cytosol; mitotic spindle pole. The record is from RefSeq and is a predicted model, not a curated record. Gene Ontology annotation, biological process: regulation of ERK1 and ERK2 cascade; positive regulation of cell cycle G1/S phase transition; regulation of TOR signaling. The transcript has 4 exons.